This is a messenger RNA of Contarinia nasturtii (swede midge), 608 nucleotides long. It is a transcript of the gene mRpL54, whose product is annotated as 39S ribosomal protein L54, mitochondrial. Gene Ontology annotation, molecular function: structural constituent of ribosome. Gene Ontology annotation, cellular component: mitochondrial large ribosomal subunit. Lineage: Eukaryota; Metazoa; Arthropoda; Insecta; Diptera; Cecidomyiidae. The record is from RefSeq and is a predicted model, not a curated record. Bases 131 to 529 code for a protein of 132 amino acids. The transcript is spliced from 3 exons.
CCUCAAAAAAGUAUUUUGCACUUCUUCGUCGGAUUGUGUGUUGCUGAAAGAAAAACAAUAUUUAUUCAUAUCGUGAAUUUGGUCGCAAAGUUUAGAUACAAUUUUAAUUUAAUAGAAUCCAAAAAAAAUCAUGAAUAUACAGAUGUUUAGCAGUAGACUGCUGACAAUAGGUCAACGAUUUUCUGGUUUGUUAUUGAGUCGAACCUAUGCAAAACCAGUGAAAAAGGGUGCAGCACCAAAGGUGGGAAAAGCCGGUCCAAUCACAGAGAAGAUACAAAUAACAGUGGAAAAAGAUACUAAAAAAUUAGUGAACUAUGUUUGUGGCAGUAAUAUUUACGUUGAUGGUGAAGAUAUUAAGCUGAAACCAGAAUCCGAAUACCCUGACUGGCUUUGGGAAAUUCAUACCGGACCACCGAAAAAAUUGGAAGAAUUGGAUCCAAACUCGAAAGAAUACUGGCGACGAGUACGAAAAAUUGGAUUACGUCAAAAUAAUAGAUUAGAAAAAACUAAAAAACGUCGCUUGGUGUAAAUAAUAUGCAUUCAUUUUAUGGAAAAAACACAAACAAAAAUUAGAAUAAUAAAAAAGUCGACAAACAAUUAAAGUAGAA